Messenger RNA from Loxodonta africana (African savanna elephant), 696 nucleotides. Its product is annotated as putative inactive cytochrome P450 2G1. Bases 256 to 696 code for a protein of 146 amino acids. The transcript has 3 exons. Gene Ontology annotation, cellular component: cytoplasm; intracellular membrane-bounded organelle. Gene Ontology annotation, biological process: xenobiotic metabolic process; epoxygenase P450 pathway. The record is from RefSeq and is a predicted model, not a curated record. Lineage: Eukaryota; Metazoa; Chordata; Mammalia; Proboscidea; Elephantidae. Gene Ontology annotation, molecular function: oxidoreductase activity, acting on paired donors, with incorporation or reduction of molecular oxygen, reduced flavin or flavoprotein as one donor, and incorporation of one atom of oxygen; iron ion binding; heme binding.
AUGAUAGUGUACCACCCCUGUGCCAGGAAUUAAGUACAAACAAGAAAUCCAAAACUCAUAGCCAGUGCCCUCAGAGCCCACUGUCUGCUGGAGGUAUGACAGCAUGGCCCUUCAUGGCUCCCAAGUUUCGUACUCUAACACAAACACAUCCUGCCCUUUCUCUGCUGUUUCUGACUUCUUCCAGCCAAGAUCCAUGAAGAGAUUAACCAGGUGAUUGGACCUCACCGGAUUCCAAGUGUGGAUGACAGGGUCAAGAUGCCCUACACAGAUGCCGUGAUCCAUGAGAUACAGAGACUGACAGACAUUGUGCCUAUGGGUGUUCCCCACAACGUCAUCCGGGACACUCAUUUCCGAGGCUUCCUUCUGCCCAAGGGCACCGAUGUGUUUCCCCUACUUGGUUCAGUCCUCAAAGACCCCAAAUACUUCCGCUACCCAGAUGCUUUCUAUCCACAACACUUCCUGGAUGAGCAGGGCCGUUUCAAGAAGAAUGAAGCCUUUGUUCCUUUUUCCUCUGGAAAGCGCGUCUGCCUGGGUGAGGCCAUGGCCCGAAUGGAACUCUUUCUCUACUUCACCUCCAUUCUUCAGAACUUCUCCCUGCGUCCUCUAGUGCCGCCUGCCGACAUUGACAUCACCCCCAAAAUCUCCGGAUUUGGCAAUAUUCCCCCUACCUAUGAGUUCUGCCUGGUGGCCCACUGA